AUGGCUACUACGACUACUAGUAGUGGUAGUUUUAUCGUUAGUACGUUCAACGGUGUCUUAUCAAUUGCUACAAUUAUUGGCAUUGUAGUGGGUGCCCUAGCUGGUUUAGCUAUAUUAAUUGGAAUUAUUAUUACCCUCAUUUGUUUGUGUAAACCAAAACGACAAGUGGGCGGGGUAAUUCUACCACCGAGCCAGACAGUAUUUCAACCUUAUGGACAACCAAUGAUCAUGACGUCGGCAACAGGAGGAUAUCCAUAUUCACAACAGUGGCAAACUCAACAAUAUCAACAAAAUAUGCAUAUUCCGCAACAACGAUAUCAGCAACCGGUUUGA
Molecule: messenger RNA, 333 nt
Organism: Didymodactylos carnosus
Lineage: Eukaryota; Metazoa; Rotifera; Eurotatoria; Philodinida; Philodinidae
Source: the annotation of a GenBank genome assembly